This is a messenger RNA of Penicillium arizonense, 1203 nucleotides long. Its product is annotated as casein kinase 1 family protein. Bases 1 to 1203 code for a protein of 400 amino acids. Gene Ontology annotation, molecular function: protein serine/threonine kinase activity; ATP binding. NCBI's taxonomy places the organism in Eukaryota, Fungi, Ascomycota, Eurotiomycetes, Eurotiales, Aspergillaceae. The record is from RefSeq and is a predicted model, not a curated record. Gene Ontology annotation, biological process: endocytosis; signal transduction; peptidyl-serine phosphorylation. The transcript is spliced from 4 exons. Gene Ontology annotation, cellular component: nucleus; cytoplasm.
AUGACGACCAUGGAUUUGCGUGUCGGUAAUAAGUACCGCAUUGGCCGCAAGAUCGGUAGUGGUAGUUUCGGUGACAUCUACCUUGGCACCAACAUUAUCUCCGGUGAGGAGAUUGCCAUCAAGCUCGAAAGCGUCAAGGCCAAGCACCCCCAGCUUGAAUACGAGGCCCGUGUCUACAAGUCUCUCGCCGGUGGUGUCGGUAUUCCCUUCGUUCGUUGGUUCGGUACCGAAUGUGACUACAAUGCCAUGGUCAUCGACCUCCUUGGUCCCAGUCUGGAGGAUCUUUUCAACUUCUGCAACCGCAAGUUCUCGCUCAAGACCGUUCUGCUUCUCGCCGACCAGCUUAUCUCUCGCAUUGAAUACAUCCACGCCAAGUCGUUCAUCCACCGUGAUAUCAAGCCCGACAACUUCCUGAUGGGCAUUGGCAAGCGUGGCAAUCAGGUCAACGUGAUCGAUUUCGGUCUUGCUAAGAAAUACCGUGACCCCAAGACGCACUUCCACAUCCCUUACCGUGAAAACAAGAACCUUACUGGAACUGCCCGUUACGCCAGUAUCAACACCCACCUGGGUGUCGAGCAGUCUCGCCGUGAUGAUAUGGAGUCUCUUGGCUACGUCAUGCUCUACUUCUGCCGUGGUUCUCUCCCCUGGCAGGGUCUGAAGGCUGCCACUAAGAAGCAGAAGUACGACCGUAUCAUGGAGAAGAAGAUGACCACCCCCACCGAGGUUCUGUGCCGUGGUUUCCCCAACGAAUUCGCCAUUUAUCUGAACUACACCCGCUCGCUUCGCUUCGACGACAAGCCCGACUACUCUUACCUUCGCAAGAUUUUCCGUGACCUCUUCGUCCGUGAGUCCUUCCAGUACGAUUACGUCUUCGACUGGACCGUCUACAAGUACCAGAAAAAUGCCGCCAUGAUUGUGGACGCCACCAAGAAGGACAAGGAUGCUGAGGACCAGCAGCGCCGUCAGGGUGUUCCUGCCGCUGGCCCCAUGGGUGCCAGUGGUGCUCCCAAGCCCGGUGCCAUCUCUAGCCAGCGUCGCAAAGUUAUGGACCGCGGCGGCCUUGACAACACUCCGGAAACCGGCCGUGCCGUGGGAGGUAGCGACAGGAUGCUGCGUUCUGCCUCGAAAGGUGCUGCUUUAGGUUAUGGACCUUCUGGUGGCCGUUCGAAGCGGGAUGAUGGAGCGGGGGCUCAGUGGUACUAA